CAAUCGCUUCACCAUGCCAGUACGCAAUGUCCUUGCUCGCCUUGUCCAUCCUGUGGACAAGCUUCCGGACCUGGGACCAGAUCAACUGGCCUCCGUUCGUGGUAUUGCUACGGGAAAGCCGAAUGCAGUGGAAGACGUAGAACUGAAGAAUGCCUCUCUUGCCGCGACAACCAACACUUUGGCGUCACCCAGUGAAUCCGCAGGUCCUGCCCUGACAGAUUCAGCUCAGGCACUAGAGGUUCCAGCUGAUGCUGUAGAUUCUUCGUCGGCUGCUCCUGGUGGUUCGCAGGGCGAUCAGUCCCAAACAACAGAUACUAGUGCCUCUUCAACUCCAGGAGAUUUUGUCGUCAAGUGCGAAAUUCCUUUGUUUGGCAACAAGUCAGUCAAGGCGGAGCUUCUUGUCUGGGAUGGACCACCUCCAGUCGGUGUCGUCAUUGGUGAAGCGGCGCCAUCCGUUCAGAAGGCACUAGUGACAGGCGAUUUCAAACUGUCUUCCAUUAUACCCGUACUGAAGGGAACCGAAUCCGACGACAUCACCUUCCGCAAUGUCACAAUUAUCCAUCAGAAUUACCAGUUUGAUCCAGACAGCGCGCUGGGGUACACCUUCUCCGGUGAUCUAGUGAUCGAGCAGUCCUGUGGAGCGAUGCACAAUAUCCUUCGCAAGGUCCUGGCACUGGAAGACUCUGCCCUACAUGUUCAAGCUGACUUUGGACCAGAUCAGACGUGGUCUGGCCCAGUCAUUGUCAAUACGUUGACCAUAGCGGGGACGUUCACCGGCCGCACAUCUUCUCCCACCACGGGAAUAGUUUUCACCAGUAUUGGAGCCCUGUUGGAACUCCAUCAUAAAUCCGACUUUGCGCCUUCCUAUGUUGCCACGAUAUAUGGGAAAAUGAACUUGGCAGUGCCAGGGGCUACCACCCCACUAGAACUCGAUUACACGCUCUCGGAUGCUGGGGGUACUGUCAAGCUUGAUGCUAGUAUCCCCAACAACACGCAAUGGCAAAACCCGAUGGGGGUGCAAGGGAUAUGUCUGGACAGUGCUACAUUCUCGAGCAACCUCGCGCUCGACGAUCCCUGGAAAUCGUUUGCGUUGGACAUUGAUGCAUACUUGACGUAUCAGUCCAUGAAAACUGAGUUCAGGGGUUCGUGGGUCACCAGUGGAGCGUGCGCCCUCAGCGCCAAUAUGUCGAAUUUUGAUUUUCAGACUAUCGAGGCGCUGUACGAUUCCAUGCACCACGCUCGUCUGAGUCCCCCGAAGAUUGAUGUGUCUAUUGCCUCGGCUGUCUUGAGCAUUACAAAAGGGCAAGGCUUCACUAUAUCGCUUCAAGGAGUCUCCGUCGCUGGGCACCUGAUUGGUGACGCAAAUUUGGUGAUUGAUGGUGAUGGCGUGAACCUGCACGGGGCCAUGUCCAACGGAGGGGCUGUGACCUUUGGAGCGCUCAUACUCUCCCAGGCUUUGAUAGACGUGAACUAUCGCAGGACUACGAGUGGGAAGCAGACGGAUGCUACCAUCAUCGGCAAUGUGUCGUUCCAUGGAUUGGAUUUCAAAGCCGCGGUUCACUUGUAUCCUUCUGACGAUAUCACGGACACCGCCACACUAAAGCCGGUUGAAUGGACAGUUUUCGCAGAGCUGACAGCUAACAACGAUGAGCUUUUGCUUUCGAAGUUCGUUCCCGCGGUUAGGGAUGGCGAAUUUGACCUGGCCUUGUCGCAUGUUGUUUUCUUGGCGGCCUCUCGGGAUGAUCUAGUCAUUGGUGCGGCGGUCCCCACUGACUACAGUUUCCACAAAGGUGUCCAGAUUUGCGGGACGUUUGAUAGUCUCCCGGGAUUAGACGCAUUGACACAGUCUACCACGACUGGAUUGAUUCUUCAUGCUACAUAUGACCCUUUUUUGGGAUUCAGUCUUGAUGUACAACUUCCUGUUCUUCGCGAGCUUCAUCUUGGUCAUGGGAUUACCUCCACUGGUCUUGAGUUGCGCAUUAAUCCGGGCAGUAGAGGGAUAGGCCCAACUUUGGGCAUCUCGAGUGGGCUGCUCAUUCCUGUUGCGCAUAGCGAGAAGCCGCUGGAGUUCGCGAUGACGCUCACAGGGAACAUCGUUGGGGCUACUGGUGCCGCUGAGUUGAAGAGGUGGUGGGUAGAUCCCUUUGGGAUCAGCAAGGAAGUCAAGAUUGGUCCAGAUUUGCUUCUUCAGCUCGCUAUUAGCUAUGCAUCGCCCACUGCACUGAGUGGACUUGCAUUCUCUGGUGGGCUGCAGAUUGGUAACACCGUUGCCCAAGUCGUUGUUAGUAUCAAUGAAGAUCCGAUGAAGGAGAUGGUGUCUACGGAACUCAAGAACCUAAGUCUCGACGACAUUGUCACGUUUACCGAAAAGAUCGUCGGAUCGCACAUCCCGAAAGCGCCAAGCGGGUUCCUUCUAUUCGAGGAUCUGAAGAUAUACAUCUGCCCAUCGGGUGUCACUUUGGCAGAUGUCGCGUACCCGCCAGGAUUCUCGUACGAGUCCCGCAUGAUUGUCUUUGGCCACCACGCUGAUGUAUCCGCUCAUGUUGGCGGCGGUGCGUUAUCCGUCCAAGGCCAUGUUGAUAAUUUCCGCAUUGGACCUCUGAUCGUCCAUGGAAAGACAUUGUUAAAGGAAGUAUCCCGCGCAUCCAUCGAUUGCACCAUUAGCGAGCAGGUGCAGCAUCUAUCACUGAAUGGGGAAGUCAUUCUCUGGGAUGAGUCUGUAUCCUUGCGUCUGGAGGUGGACACGCAUCCCGUACCAGAGCUCGUUUUCUUCUGCGAGCCCAAAUUCACAGACUCGCUGUUCUUCGAAAUGAAGGCUACCCUGAUAGGCCCGCCAUCAUUCAAAGACCUUUCUGAAUCAGAAUUCGAGUUGUAUGCGGACUUGGAGAACCAUAUCUUGGAUUAUGUGUGUGAAGAGGUUCUCAAGGGUUUCGAAAAAUUGGAGAGAGACACGAAAGAGGACAUUGAGGCUGCGAAAAAGAAAGUGGAGGACGAGCGGAAGGCAAUGCUUGCGGGUAUUGAUGAAGCGCAGAAGAAACUUGACGCUGCGAAAGCGGCAUUGAAUAAGAAGAAUUCGAGCGCUAAUGCGGCUGCAGCACUCGAGGAGAGGAUUGUUGCUGCUGCUCGGGAUGUUGUUGAUGGGUUGGUGGAAUCUAGUGAAUACGCUGCUUAUUAUCUGGCGGUUGCUGGAUUAACGAACGCAAAGGAGGCAACCAUCGGCCUCAAGGCAGCUGAACAGAUAUUAUCUGUUAUCGAGUAUGCAGCAGAGGGGAUGCUUUGGGCUGUGACGUUUAUCAACAAGGAGAACAGGAAAGCGCUCGACAUCCAAAAGAUUGUCUUGACCGGGUUAUUGGGCAAGACUCCCAAUGGUCCACAGUCACUUUCUGCGGAUAUUCAAGGCGUUAUCAUUGGCAAGACUUUUCAUAUUGAUGGAAGAUUAGACCCUCGGAAGGUUGAAGAUUUCAUAUCUGAUAUUUUUACGCAGCUUUGGGAUGAGAUCAAGUCACCCCAUAAGUAGGUAGUACAACUCCUUAGGUGGACAUACAACCGAGGAUGGGAACUUCUUCUAUGGAUGAUAGACAGUUGGCAUGUAAAUUUAAAGUAGUAUACGGUGAUCAAAUCGCAGUAGCUAUCCUGGCUGGAUGAUAAUAAUGCAUGUUUCGCUAUUUCUGGGAUCGACCGGAAGGAUAUUUUGUUUUGCCUGUAUCCAGUCUGCCAGGGUAUUGCAGCUGGUCCCUCGAGAUAUUCCUGCCAGCAGUAGUACAGAGGCACAGCGUUCUGACCAGGGUCUAGAACUUGGAGGUCGAGAGCUAAGGGGAAUCUGGUCUCGCGUGACCUUGCCAAGG
Suillus clintonianus is the source of this 3845-nucleotide messenger RNA. RefSeq lists its product as uncharacterized. The record is from RefSeq and is a predicted model, not a curated record. Lineage: Eukaryota; Fungi; Basidiomycota; Agaricomycetes; Boletales; Suillaceae. The transcript has 9 exons. Bases 14 to 3517 code for a protein of 1167 amino acids.